Messenger RNA from Cyprinodon tularosa, 1482 nucleotides. RefSeq lists its product as uncharacterized. Bases 25 to 1455 code for a protein of 476 amino acids. The record is from RefSeq and is a predicted model, not a curated record. NCBI's taxonomy places the organism in Eukaryota, Metazoa, Chordata, Actinopteri, Cyprinodontiformes, Cyprinodontidae. The transcript has 2 exons.
UGGGUGCAUGAGGCUAGCAACCUUAUGUACAGCACUCGCAAGAGGGCACCAAAUCAAGCUACGAAUGACCACAAUGAGCAAUACCCCCAGAGUCUCCCGAGAGGGGGGGAGGAUGAGAGACUCGCAAGGACGGACACAUCGGUACAGACCAGGACUGAUACACGGUUAACGAGAAGGCUCACCCAAACCACACUGACAAGGACGGCACCAGAAGUGCGAUGCCAAUGUGGCAAGAUAUGCAAGAACACCAGAGGGCUAAAGAUCCAUCAAGCCAAGACCAAGUGUGGAAAGGAGGCAAUUUUGUUGCAGCGCAGGGUGGAGACACCUCGUCAGACGCAGGAGAACCCCAGUCAGGAGGCACCCCACAGCACUGGAGAUCUCUUGGCAACAGCUUUGCCUUUGAACCACACAGUGGUCAACUCUGAUGCCUCCCAGCAACCUCAACCUGCAAAGGACAGAAUAAAAUGGCCGAAAAUGAACAGCAACAAGGAGUGGCAGCAGCUGGAUGAGGACCUCUGUAAGAUUCUUGAAACUGCUCUGGUAGGUGCAGCAGAACAGAAGAUGGCAACGAUGACAGCAAUCAUCUAUAAUGUGGCCAAGGAGCGGUUUGGUGUCGAGGAUAGGAAGACCAGUACUCCUAAUGUCCGGCAACCAAAUCGGAGGGAAAAGGAGAUGCAGAGCUUGCGGAGAGAGAUAAAGGCACUAUCCAGGCAGUUCAAGAAUGCCACCGAAGGGGAAAAAGAGGGAAUUAGAGACCUAACAUCAGGGCUUCGUGAGCAGCUUCGCAGGCUAAGAAGGGCAGAGCAGACACGGAAGCAGAGAAAGAAGAAGGGGGCAAAGAGGGCACAGUUCAUCAAAGACCCUUAUAGGUUCACUAAAACCUUAUUAGGAGAGGCAAGAUCAGGAUCACUCAGCAGCUCUAAGGAGGAGGUUGAAGAGGCUCUGAGGUUGACUCACUGUGACCCACAGAGGUAUGAACUUCUUAGCAGCCACCCAAAGAUCAUCAAGGUGCCACCCCCCUCAGAACCUUUGGUGACCAGAGAACCGACCUGGAAGGAAGUGGAGGAGGUGGUGAAAAAGGCAAGGACAGCAUCAGCCCCUGGACCAAGCGGAGUGCCUUACAAAGUGUACAAGAAGUGUCCACUUCUGCUACGUAGACUUUGGAAGCUCUUCCGGACAAUCUGGGCAAAGGGCAGCAUACCAACUACCUGGAGAGUGUCAGAGGGCUGCUUUGUGCCAAAGGAGAAGGACUCUUCUGAGAUCGGCCAGUUCCGCGCCAUCUCUCUGCUGAGUGUAGAAGCCAAGAUCUUUUUCUCAGUCUUGGCGAGAAGAAUAACUAACUACAUGAGUUGUCUGGCUGGACCUCGCAAAUGCAUAUGGUUCCAUGCCCCAUUCUCUCAUCAACAAGGCUAUGGAGCAGUACCACAUCCCCGUCAAGAUCAGGCAGAUGAUUAACAGCUACCUGGGGUCAUUCAAGCUGCG